Pararge aegeria (speckled wood butterfly) is the source of this 1757-nucleotide messenger RNA. Its product is annotated as solute carrier family 22 member 3-like. NCBI's taxonomy places the organism in Eukaryota, Metazoa, Arthropoda, Insecta, Lepidoptera, Nymphalidae. The transcript is spliced from 7 exons. Bases 1 to 1710 code for a protein of 569 amino acids. Gene Ontology annotation, molecular function: transmembrane transporter activity. The record is from RefSeq and is a predicted model, not a curated record. Gene Ontology annotation, biological process: transmembrane transport.
AUGACUGAAAAUCAUAAAAAUAGUGAUGUGGAAACAGCACAAGAACAACCAAAAAAUAGAGAAGAAGAUGAAGACGAGAAAGCGAAUGUGUACGAAAAACUUAGGGAUCUUGAUUAUGUUUUGACAAAUGAACUAGGUCAGUUUGGGCUGUUCCAGCUACGGAACCUUCUCUUACUUGCUGUAGUUAUCAUAAUUACUGGAACAGUGCACGAUUAUGUAUUCUCAGCUGCUUCUACAGCACACAGAUGUCGCGUCCCAGAAUGUGGUGAAGAUGAAAAAUUGCAGAAACAUGAUCCCGAAUGGAUAAGUAAUGCGAUUCCAGAGACUAGUUCAGGGAUAGCAAGUUGUGAAAGAUAUGCCCCGAAUACUAUUGGAACUAACGGAUCCUUGGACUACUGUCCUGUCACUCUGUUUGAUCAAUCUAAGACUAUUGCUUGUGAAGAUUUUGUUUACGCUAAAGAUAACACAGUGGUGUAUGAAUUUGACCUCGGGUGCAACGAGUGGUUGAGAGUGCUAGCUGGUACUUUAUGUAACAUUGGGAUGCUGCUUGUACUACCCAUCACAGGAUAUAUCUCAGAUCGCUAUGGCCGAAAGAUAGCUUUAGUUAUUAAUGUCUUUAAUGUAGGUUUGUUCGGUUUAUUGCGAGCAUUCUCCGUCAACUACACCAUGUUCCUGACCCUACAAAUUAUACAGAGUACUUUAGGCGCCGGAGCAUUUAGUUCCGCAUAUAUUCUGGCUGCAGAGCUGGUGGGCCCGAAGUAUCGUGUUCUUGUGGGUGUUUCUUGUUCUGCAAUGUUUGCGACAGGAGAGGCUCUACUGGGCGGUAUAGCUUGGGUGAUUUCACCUUGGCGCUACAUGAUCUUGGCGAUCACUGUUCCUAACUUCUUCUUAGUCUCAUACUAUUGGAUAAUCUCAGAAAGCGUAAGGUGGCUUUUAUCGAAAAAAAAGUACACCGAGGCUAAACAAGUACUGUAUACUGUGGCAAGGGUGAACAAAACACAAAUAAGUGAAAGGUCGUUGGAAGCGCUCGUGAACAUGCCGCAAAACUCGGAAACAAAGUCUAAUGCCACCAAUUUUGGAUUGGUUCGUACUAUUUUUCGUUCUCGAACCUUGUUCAGAAGAGUGUGCACGACACCGAUAUUAUGGAUCACUAUGACCUUUGUCUACUACGGGCUGUCCAUCAACUCCACCAGUCUCUCCGACACCAUGCAUUUGAAUUAUAUUUUGUCGGCUGUCGUCGGAAUUCCUGGUUUCUACAUAGCAGUUUUCGUUUUGAAUAGAAUUGGUAGAAAAGCUACUAUUUCUUUGGGUUACUUUUUUUGCGCUGCAUGUAACAUCAGUUUUACCUUUAUUUCCAAGGACUUUUCCACUUUACGUCUAAUAAUAUAUCUGUUUGGAAAGUUUUUUAUCGCCAUGGUGGGAACGUCGCUGUAUUUGUACACAUCGGAACUAUAUCCGACCGAAUACCGACAUACUUUACUCGGCUUCUCCUCAAUGAUGGGUCGCAUGGGAUCUAUUUUUGCACCACUGACGCCAGCACUUAUGACCUAUUACCACGGUAUUCCGUCAUUGUUGUUCGGAGGUAUGGCUAUCAUCUCUGGCCUUCUGGUGCUCACGCAGCCGGAAACCCUGGGCUGCAAGAUGCCUGAUACUUUAGAAGAAGCGGAAAGCCUUGGAAAACGAGAGAACAAAAUAACAAAAUCUAGUUGAUAACUUUAAGACAUUAUUAGUGAUAUCGUAAUAAAAAUUCUAAGACU